AUGGCCACUCCUUGCGAAAUCACUAUUGAUAAACUCAAUGGGAAUUGGAUUUUGAAUAAAAAGCUGUCAACUGAGAUAGACCCCAUCUUCAAGUUGCAAGGAAUAAACUGGUUGUUGCGCAAGGCUGUAGCCCUCACAGACAUUUGCCUCAAAAUAUCCACAUCUCACACCAACGAACCUGAGCCCAUCACUACGAUCGAAUUCUUACAGACCUCACCAAUCGGUAAACUAGCCUCAACUACUGAAAAGCGCGUUCUAAAUGGGGAAGUGAGGUACCACUCGGAUUAUAUCUUCGGGACUGUAACGUCCCAGAGUUGCUUUGUGCAAGGUUCUUCUGAAGCGGAGAAUGUUGGCCUUGUGAAACCGGAGCUUGGAGUACAAACCAAGUCACUAGGCUCAGAUUUGGUGAAAUUUUUGAGUGGUGAAAUUACUUUCGAAGAUCGUGAGCUGUUUACUCAUUUUGGAGGGUUCCUUGUUGAGGGAAUCCACAGCGGGCAACGCAAGACGCGGGGUCGGGGAUUGUGGGUACAUACCUUUGAGAGGAGUAUACAUUCAGGUUGGGAAGCAGAACAGACUUGGGGGUUUGAAAUGAUAAACGGGAAUCGGUGCUUUACUCGUAGAGUGGUUGUCACAUCUGCGGAAGGAAAGCAUGUUUAUGCGCGACUAGUUUACGACUUUAUUAGAUAG
This is a messenger RNA of Penicillium angulare, 687 nucleotides long. RefSeq lists its product as uncharacterized. Lineage: Eukaryota; Fungi; Ascomycota; Eurotiomycetes; Eurotiales; Aspergillaceae. The record is from RefSeq and is a predicted model, not a curated record. Bases 1 to 687 code for a protein of 228 amino acids. The transcript is spliced from 4 exons.